Biomphalaria glabrata is the source of this 1765-nucleotide messenger RNA. Its product is annotated as alpha-(1,3)-fucosyltransferase C-like. NCBI's taxonomy places the organism in Eukaryota, Metazoa, Mollusca, Gastropoda, Planorbidae. Gene Ontology annotation, cellular component: membrane. Gene Ontology annotation, molecular function: alpha-(1->3)-fucosyltransferase activity. The record is from RefSeq and is a predicted model, not a curated record. The transcript is spliced from 4 exons. The coding region runs from base 80 to 1495 and encodes 471 amino acids.
UAUAUAUGUCUAUGCGCAGCGGCUUUUCCAAACCGGAAUUGAAUAAUUAUCAUGUUUUCUUUCCCACAAGAUUAACAAAAUGGCGAUUUAUAUUUUAAGGAGAUAUUUAGUAUCAAGGUUUUUUCAAAUUUCCGCUAUUGUUUUGGUAACUAUAUUUCUGUUUUACACAUUUUCUCACAGAAAACAUCACGCUUCGCAGCUUAGAUUUUCAGAACUAGGUCUAGAUUUUAAUUUAGGAAUUCUAAAUAGAUCUAGAAAUAUUAAUAGCAUCAUACGAUUGCAAAGCCUGACAAGGCAUUCAGAUUCUCAGCGAAGGGAUUCGACGCGAUCAUGGCGUCAUGGACUAAAUACAAAUCUACAGUGGUCCAAUGGGACAAACCUGAAAAGCUCCAAGUGUUUUCAUAGCCCUUAUAUUCUAUGUCCAGGGGAGACAGUUAGUUUCGAUAACAUCUUCUUUGAAGGUGUAUAUGAGAGAAAAGAGGCAGUGUUCGGGGCAAACCAGACGAAUCAGGAAGCUGUGAAGCCCAACAGAACAGUUGGAUUGUGGAAAAUCAGGCAAAAGCUUCAACGUCGCGAUCCCGUUGUCUUCAAUUUUUACAAUUAUUUCGAUGAGCACCAACUGCCAGAUCGGAAUUUUCCUUGUUUGAGGAACUCCUGCGUCUACCGGAUCGGAGAUAUCACCGAGGUCGAUGACGUGAUCGUCGUCAGGAUUGUAGGACUGAAUGAGAAUGCGGGGUCCAUCAAGAGGUGGCCGGGGCAGCUGUUUUUGUUUGACGAACUGGAGGCGCCUGCGUAUUACGGAAACUUCUUAAAUGAUGAUAACACCAGCUGGAGGUAUCAGUUUAACUUGACCACAACGUAUAGCCCUAGCUCGGACAUCUUUCACCCGUACAACCCACUGAGGUUUGAACCCAUACCUCCAGAGGAAAGACCAAAUUACUAUGAACUAGCAAAGAACAAAACCAAAAAUGCUGUUUGGCUGGCAAGCAACUGUCAUACUGUUGGCAGACGAGAGAGCUAUAUCCAAGAGAUGAAGAAAUAUAUAGAUGUUGAUGUUUUCGGUGAUUGCGGUAAUCAGACGACUUGCCUCGGACAAAGGGUGCCGUGUUUGAAGAAGCUCUUUCAGCCCUACAGGUUUUACCUUGCCUUUGAAAACUCGAUGUGUCAAGAUUACAUUACAGAAAAACUGUUUAAAGUCUACGCACCUGGCCUUCACAUCAUCCCCGUGGUACAAGGCAAGAACAACUACUCCAGGUAUUUUCCUCCCAAGACAUUCAUCGACUCGAGCCAAUUCUUGUCUGCGAAAGAACUUUCCCUCCACCUGCUGAAACUCGCAUCUGACGCCGGGGUUUACGCAGAACUCCUCCAAGUCAUAGACGAGUACCAUAGCCUUGACAGCCCGGACCACUACUGCACCAUGUGUAACGCCGUGACGUCGCUCAAACUGAAGCCGAAAAUUUACGACAUUUCAAAGUGGAUCACCAAUCAGUGUUGACAUUUCUUUGUGGUCUUGUUACAUGGCGCGGUAGAGAAGUUUCUUCGUAUAAGAGUAAAGGACAAUUUUGUUUCUGCAAUUUCUGCAUAAUUUAUUAAGUAUCGAUGAUUCCAUAUGUUACAUAGAAAUUGUCUAGCUAAAGCUAUAAAUCUGUAAUUUGAUGUUACAAUUUUAUUUCUUUUAUUUUAUUGGAACUUCAAGGCAUGUAAAGUCACUGCUGUUUGUAUAAAGAAAUCCUAUAGUCACAAAUAAAGAUUGUAUUUGUUCUUA